UCUCCAAAGCGCAGCCUCAGGGCAAAAGGUUAACCGCCUGUCCCCUUCCUCCCCGGGCUUCGAGCUCCCUCAAGAGCCAGCUAGGAACCUUUCGUCGCUGGUACAGGGGCUGUCGGCGGGGCGGAAACAGAAACACCUGAGGCUUCCGGUGGGGCUGGUGCCUUUGCGCGGGGGACCGCAAGAGAAGGUGACCCCUUCCCCGGGGGCGGAGUUCCGCUGGCGCCUCUCAGCUGCGAGAGAUGCCUGCGCUGCGAGGAGCCGGCGCUGCCCUCUCGAGCGCGGCUGGCUCCUUCUUCCGCCGGCUCGCCUCCCCCCAGAUUAGGAUCCGUUCAACUGCUUCAGCAUCUUCAGUCCGGCCAGUGAUCGCAGCCAAACAACCCUUUCAGGUGGACUUAGCAGCAGGGAAGCAUUAUGCAUGGUGUGCCUGUGGUCACAGCCAAAAGCAGCCAUUCUGUGAUGGGUCCCAUAAUAGAUGUGCCCCGGAAAUCUCUCCCCUGAGAUUCAAACUGGAGGAGGCAAAAGAGGCCUGGCUUUGUGGCUGCAAAUACACCAAGAACCCUCCAUACUGUGAUGGCACCCACAAGGAAGAUUUUGUGCAGAAAGCUGAUCUCCAUUCCCACCCACAGUUGUGCUGAAGGAAGGAGAACUUCAUAUAUAGAGUUUCAUAUACAGUACAGAAACCGACUGGACGAAUCAAGCAUGCGGUACAUGUAUGUUUCAAUGGCUGGGAAUUUGCCGCUUUCUGUCCCUCCACCCCCAUUUCUUUAUUUUUAAUUAAACUUUUUUUGAAAAUAGAAAUUAAAUAUUUUUGUUUCUUUAUUCUGAAUACCUUUGAGAUUCCACCCCUACCCAGGCAUGCAGUGACCUCCCUCUUCUUGGGUGGUGCCAUUUUAGUUAUAUCAUGCUUGGCACUCACCACUAGAUUUGAGAAACAGAGGGAAUGUCUAGGUUUGUUCCAUAGCUAAAUUUGCUUGCAUGAGCAUAAUGGGGUUGGCUGGCAUCAAAGUCCACAGGGCUUGCUGCCCAAAGGCACAGCCUUCGAUGCCCUUAGAACAGUUCUGCCACUCGGCGGAAUGCCAGCUUUCUAGGCGUCAUCUCUGUUGCUUAAGAAGCCAACCCUGUCAGCAAUUCAGUGUUCCAGCCACAUCAGGUACAAAGACCUGUGCAGAAGGGGACAGUCAGAUAUCAUCAUGCCAGGCUGCUUUCUGGCAGUCAAUCCUAGCUACUUGUUUUAACUGCUUAGUGACAUCUUGUUGGCAUCUGGCUGUCCCAGGAGAAUGAGUGUGUCUUUAGGAGUGAAGUCAAACUGCUGGAAGGUUACAGUGCCUGUUAUAGCUGUAGAGACCGAUAUGGGAGAGACUUGUUUUGUUGCAGCUGGGGCAGAUGAAGGCAUCCAGUUGCGCUGCUGCAAAUGCACCAUGACAUUUCUUCUGUGUUCCUACCAGCUGUCAUUCCUCCUAUGCUCAUUGCAGACAUCUUUAUAUUCUCUCAGUCCUAGGAGUAAGGCAGAUGUAGGGAACCUUCACCCCUCCAGCUGUUGCUGAACUGUAACUCCCAUCCUCCCUGGCCAUUGCCACUCUUGACUGGGCCUGAUGGGAGUUAUAGGUCUUAUUAUUGCUUAUUAAAUUUGUUCAGCAACAUCUAGAGCAGGCAUCCCCAAACUGCGGCCCUCCAGAUGUUUUGGCCUACAACUCCCAUGAUCCCUAGCUAACAGGACCAGUGGUCGGGGAAGAUGGAAAUUGUAGUCCAAAACAUCUGGGGAUGCCUGAUUUAGAGGGACAAAGGUUCCCCACCCCUGGAGCAAGGGAUUCCAAUGGAAUUUGAGUUUCUUCAACUUAUUAGAAAUUUUAAGUGCUUCUCAUAUUCUCAGUAUUCUUUUCCAGUUCUUAAUGCAGUAACAAACUUGCAUGUGUUUACAGGAUAGUCAAAGGGCAUCAAGGCUGAGGAAGAAAACAGGAAAAGGGCAAGAGCUCUUCUGUCAUCGAGAUUUUUGUACGGUUACUCAGCUUCCUGGUCAGCUCACACAUUCCAGUAUGUUCCCACUGUGUGCUAAUGCAGGAAGCAAAGCUCACGUCCCUGCUGCUCCUUGACCCACUUCCCAGAAGCUUGCUUUUCCCAGGAGCUUUUGACCUAUCCUAGAACUGUUCCUCACAGAGCCUUGGAGAACCUGUGUUGUAUCAGGAAGGCUUAGGAUGAAAAAACAUUCCAGUGGUUGUACUAAAAGGUUUUCAGAAAGUAAAAGAAGAAUUGGGGCUUGGGAAGUAUUGUAAGUAUUCAAGUUUUAUUGGCAUUUAAAAUAAAAUAAAUAAAGCAGCACG
Zootoca vivipara (common lizard) is the source of this 2318-nucleotide messenger RNA. RefSeq names its product CDGSH iron sulfur domain 3 (gene CISD3). Lineage: Eukaryota; Metazoa; Chordata; Lepidosauria; Squamata; Lacertidae. Gene Ontology annotation, molecular function: 2 iron, 2 sulfur cluster binding. Gene Ontology annotation, cellular component: mitochondrion. The record is from RefSeq and is a predicted model, not a curated record.